CUUGACGGUAACAUGCCAUUGUUCAGUUGGCCCUUCUGGGAACUGUCAUUUUCGGCUUGGCUUUACACAUUUUUUGGUUAUCGUGCAGUACCGGAAUCUAAUGGUAUAUAAUGUCCGAAUUCACUUGAUGUUGCAAGAUCUUCACUGCAUUUUCAAAGACGAGAUUUUGUGAACAGAAGACAAACAUGAACCAAACAAUAAUGUGUUACGGACUAUUGGUUGCAGCUCUGUUCUGUCUUGCAGGUUGAUAUUGAUUUAAAUAAAAACCUGAUGGACUAUUAACAACAACGCAAAAUAUUGUUUUUUUUUAAAAAUUAAUUAGUAUUUCUCUUAGUAUUGAUCUUUAGAUGAUGCUGAAAUGUAGCAGCACUUAAAAGUCUUACAUUACAAACCGUAAAUGAGUGGCAUUUGAUUAAAAUUUAUUUUUGUAUUCAAACCCUGACACAUAAUUGCGUUGUUGACCUAUUUCCGAUUAGUCGAGCAGAUUUUUAAAAAAAAAUAAUAACAUUUCCUUUUUUUUCUUUCCCUAACCUCAAUUCUGAAUAUGUACACAUUUAAAUUGAUCAAUUUCAUAAAACAAGAUUUUAAUGUAAGUCAAAUCUUAUUAUUUUUUAAUAAGAAAAUAUCAAUGUAAUUUUUUAAAAAAAUGUAUUUAUUGAAGUGUUGAUUUCCUCUUUCAGUUGAAGCUCAGUGGAAUCCUUGUCAGGGCAGACAAGAUCUCGCCCUGGCCGAGAUCGGCUGCUGGGGUUACAAACGCUGUGAGAACGGGUCACCCGUCACAUACAACUGUACCGCCAUUGGACGGGUCUAUCACAGGGAUUGGGCCAGAUGUGUUAUGUGAGUAGGGAUGCCAAUAACGUUUUUUUUUUUUUUUUUUUUUUUUUUUUGGGGGGGGGGGGUUCGGUUAACCGGUUAUCGGUUUUAGAAAUCUGGUUUUAAACCAGCUUUCAGUUUUUUUACAAUCAGGGCCCGAGUCCUGCAGGAACGCAUGGGAACGGCGUUCAUGCCAUCAUGGUUUUUACCCCCUUAGAAAUAAAUUAAAAUUUAAUUCGGAAGGUGGCGAACUUGGUGAGUUCCCACACAUUGCUCCCCAGGACUUGACCCUUAUUUUCAACGUUUCCCAAACUGUUCCUUACAGUCAUGCCCGAUUGAAAUUGUAAGCUAGUAUUAGACCCCACCAUCCACGGGCUUAGGGGCAGAGAUGGAGAAAGUGAUUAUUUCAGAAAUUUUCCCGGGUGGGGGGGCACUUCAGAUUUUUCGGGGGGGGGGCAGUGCCAGCAGUGCCAGUUGAUUUAUUGUUGGACAAUCAUUAAGCUGCAUGAAAAUCAUUGACGUCAACCAAUAAGAUGCAUGAAAAUCAUUGACGUCAACCAAUAAGAUGGAUGAAAAUCAUUGACGAUCGCCCUUUUGAUUGAUUAAAAAAUUGUAAACCGUUCAGUUCUGUUUAUUGUAUUUUUCCUGCAGCGUUGGGACCAUCGGGACCUUGUGUGGGCUGUCCGCCGAAUGCCUCAAUAAGAAGAACGGCAACUACCCGGAUGUCAGCACGGGCUGCACUUCUUUCUACUCCUGUUUUCAGGGGCAGUUCAACGGGAGGUUCUACUGUGAUGCCAGUAAGUUUGAGAGUCAUGUGUGUGUGUUGUUGUUUUUUUUGACCAUCGUGCGAAGGACUUUCGGUUAACAGGAAAUGGCAUGAGGUGAACGUGUUGACACCUUGUCAUGUAUUUAAAAGACAGGGGAGAGAAGAUUUAAAUAAUAUUGAUUUAAUAAGAGGCAGUGGAAAGACACAAAGACUGAGACUUUUAUUCAUGGUUUGCACCCUCUCAAAUUUUGUAUAUUACCUCUCUGUCAUUUUAUAUAUUACCAGUAUUACCACUCUGUUAUUCUAUAUAUUACAUCUCUGUCACUCUCCCUGUCUUUCUAACUAUUAAAAAAAAAAUUAUGAAAUAAUACAAUACUUAGAUAUUUAGAAUACCUAUAUUACAACUGUUUUUGUCUGUUCCCCACCAGACCUUGUCUUCCACCAGAGACUGAAUGCCUGCGACUGGACCUCAAACGUACCCGCCCCGUGUGGUAGCAAACAAUGAGUUACCAGGCGAUAAGAAAUCCAAAAUACGCCAUGGCUGUCAUGGACAUCAACUCCGAUAUACGCCUUGACUGUCAUGAACAUUAACUCCGUUCUGUUCAACCUUCACAUCCGAUUUAAAAAAAUCCAUGAAUUUUACAAAUUAAAGAAGUAAAAUUAAUAAGCUUAUUGUCUUCUAAUAUGUGUGAUUUUAAUUUAAAUGAAAAAUUAAAAUUGUUCUACAUAUUCGUAAUUACAUACACUGAAAGCUGGGACAAUUUUGAUUUUGUCAUAAUUUAGUAAUCCAAACUUGGAAAUUUGAGAUCAAAUAUUAACAAAAUUAAGCUAUUUGUAAAAUAUUUUAAAAAAAAAAAUAUAUAUAUAUAUUAUAAGUCCUGUCACAAUGAAGGAAAUUAGAAGAUUGUUGGACUGCGAUAAGGAUUUCAAGUAGAUUAAAUAGACAAAAAAAUUUGCGAAAAUAAAACCAUAUAGGUUUAGAUUUAAUAAUGAUGAUACAAAAGACACAUUGUCAUUUUUAAUGUCAAUAAUUCGACAAAUGCCUUCACCAGUACAC
This is a messenger RNA of Lymnaea stagnalis (great pond snail), 2636 nucleotides long. Lineage: Eukaryota; Metazoa; Mollusca; Gastropoda; Lymnaeidae. The record is from the annotation of a GenBank genome assembly.